Molecule: messenger RNA, 1398 nt
Organism: Exophiala xenobiotica
Lineage: Eukaryota; Fungi; Ascomycota; Eurotiomycetes; Chaetothyriales; Herpotrichiellaceae
Exons: 1
Coding region: 1-1398 (465 amino acids)
Cellular component (GO): cytoplasm
Molecular function (GO): oxidoreductase activity
Source: RefSeq, a predicted model, not a curated record
AUGGCGUUCCCUCAUUCUCAACCCAUGACAUCUUUCUGGCUUUCGGCAGCAGCGGAUUUGGCAAACCACAGAACGACCGAGACCCUGCCUCAAGAAGCGGAUGUGGUGAUCAUCGGCUCCGGCUACUCGGGUUCCGCAGCGGCGUAUUUUCUUUUGGCAGACGACAACAAUGACGGAAAACCUCCAUUGACGGUCAUCUUGGAGGCUCGUCAAGUGUGCUCAGGGGCUACGGGACGAAAUGGAGGACACCUGAAACCGGACACAUAUUACUCUGCUGCUGAGAAUUACCGAAAGUAUGGGGCUCAGAUUGCUGAUGAGUUGAUCAAGUUCGAGAUCCAGCAGGUGCUGGACGUGAAGCGGCUGGUCGAGUCAGAAAACAUAGAUUGUGACUUCGAGCUGACGAGGGCUAUCGAUGUCUUCACCGAUCAGCAGACGGCGGACAUGGUACUUCAAACUCACAACGAGAUGAGGUCUAAAGGCUUUUCCUUUCCUGACGACCUUCACGUUAUCGUCGACCCAAAGCGAGCAGAACAAGUCUCCGGGGUCAAAGGAGCCAAAGCCGCGCUUUCAUUUACCGCUGGUUCAGUAUGGCCGUAUAAACUGGUGAACCAUCUUCUGCGACGCAGCAUAGAAAUGGGCGCCAACUUGCAGACAAAUACGCCGGUUCAGAAAAUUUCUCGCAACGGGCCUGGUGGAAGACACGUGGUGACGACCGACCGAGGCACCAUCCUGGCGAAGAAGAUCAUUGUGGCAUCCAACGCAUACACGGGCGCGUUGUUUCCCGAAUUUAGAGACAAAGUCAUUCCUGUAAGAGGCGUGGUGUGCCGGAUCGCAGUACCAGAGGACUCUAGGCCCAGAGCACCACAUCUGAACAACUCGUAUGCCAUACGAUUCAACCCAGAGCACUUCGACUACCUCAUCUCUAAGACCGAUGGCAGCAUCGUGGUUGGCGGCGCGGAUCGGUGCGCCGUGGAAAAGGAGUCGUACUGGUAUGCAAAUACCGACGACUCUCAACUCAUCCCUGAUGUGCAAGAAUACUUCACUGGAUAUAUGCAAAGGAUGUUCAAUGGCUGGGAAGACUCCCAGGCUCGCAUCACCGACAUCUGGUCCGGCAUCAUGGGUUGGUCGACCGAUUCUAUGCCCUUCGUUGGGCAAAUGCCAGGUCAGCCAGGAGUAUUCGUUACGGCCGGAUUCACUGGUCAUGGCAUGCCCCGGAUCUUGGGUUGUUCGAAAGCGUUGGCGGAGCUGGUCAAAUCGGGCGGCGAAACGGAUGACUUGAGCAGAAGACACGGGUUGCCGAGGCCAUAUUUGCUAACUGCAGAGAGGUUGAAGGACAAGAGCAACGGUAUCUUUUCAUAUGCUCGGAAGGCAUCGUCUGGCUCGACGUCCAAAUUGUGA